GUCAAGGAAUGUGACACAUAUGUAUCAUUAGUUAACCAUUGUGAUAUAAUACAACCGGUGUUAUUGGUGACAAUUUCAAAACUGUAACACAACAGGCGUGUAAGAUAAAUCGGAACUAAUCCAUGGGAUCAGAUGACCGCCAGCUGGAGUCUAUUGCCGUCCUAAUCUCCCUGCCCGUCCUUAAAACUCUUGCUACAUUUGAAGCAGCUUGUGAUACUUUAAUGCAAAAUGACCUAAUACAAGGGGACGCAACUCUCAGAACAGAAAACGAAACAGUGAGUAAAAAUGGACAGGGUUAUUUCAAAGCCGAAAUUAAGCGGAAAGAAGUAUCAUUAUUGUGUUCUGUACAACUAUGUUGAUGGUCCAGCAAGUCAUAGAGAUAAUGACCAAAAAUUGUCUAGAGCUUUUCUAGCGAAAAUGGAAGAUGAACUAACUGGGUGUGGCUUUACCGAUGGGUAUUAUUUUGAGAAAAUUCUUCCAGGAAGUAAUUUAUUUGAAGUGUAUUCAGCUACGUUUAUCGAACCAUGCGAGAAAGUAGUGGUCAUUUUAACUAAAGGCUUUAGAGAUAAUUGUUGGCAUAAAUACACCCAGCAAAUAUCAUUUAUGAAACUGAUCAAUGGCGGUAAAACUGCCACCGUUCUGCCUAUUGUUAUAGGUGAAAAACGGGAGCAUAUACCUAAAGAUCUAGGGCUAGAUAGGGAGCAGAUAUUAUUUUUUGAGGAAAAAUGGGAAGAUGAUGAAGGUAAUUGGUGUCGGUUAAAAGACUGUUUUCUUGAAAACAAAUCAAUUCCAGCUUUGAUGAAAAGAUCAAAAUCCAAUAUUCCAGUUGAAGAAACCCAAGACUUUAAUAGCCUCGCUGAAGAUGGUGCACCAGCUACGGGACAAGAUGUACCCAACGUGAACAACCUUAGCAUUGAUGGUAGACCACAAAGUCCACCUAGCGGGGCUGCAUGUGGAUCUAAACAAUCGAAAAGAAUUUCCUGUCACGGUGGAGCUACAGGGGGACUGUCAUACAGAUCACCUACAACCCAAGUUCAUUCAAAUCCCUCUGGUCCUAGAGGGGACCCAGUUGGUGCUGCUACGAGUUUCCCAGACCUUCCGCUGAAACCACCAGAUGAUACUGAAGAAGAUCGCUUACCGUCUACACCACAGACCAUUGUAAUUACCGAUUAUGCACCUGAUUCUAUACACAUUAGUAAAGCAGCUCAUCAAGAAAAGGGCCAUACAUCAGGGUCAGAUAAGGAAAAUCCUGCUGAACAGAAGACGUCGCCUUUUUAUAUGGACGUCUUGAAUUACAUGGUUGGCACUUUGUGAUGAAACUUAAAAACAUAAUUUUAGAAUUAAGCUGAUGCAUAAAAAAAAAAUUUGAAGGGUGGUCCAAGAAUUCUGAUUCGUAUAUAAAUACGAUUAAAUAUACCGGUCUUGAACACACUCUCCCCAACAACAGACAGCGCUAUCCCUCUCAAAUAAAACGUGGACCAAACUACCAUAUUUAUGAAGCAAGUCCGUAGCUAUGGGGUGAAGAAAUAAAAUAUGAGUAUUUUGAAGCAUCUUUUGAACAACAUCAAAUUCAAAUUAGAACUGCCAUUUGUAUAUUUUUAAUUCAUUUUAGUCUCAUUAUUACUACAGACUGAAUAUAUCUUAAUAUAUAUUUUCUAAUCCUGGUACAGGAAAUGUAUUUGCGGAGGUCUACUUGUUUGCCCCCACCCAGGUCCAGACUCGGACUACGGUAAAAUAUGGGAUGGAUAACUGAACAGUAUUUUGUAUCAUAUGUGUUAUAGUGUAAGCUUAAGCUACGUCUACACUAGCAGCAUUCACCGUCUACACUAGCCUUUUAAAUCCCGGUUUUUUCCUAAAAGCCGGCUUUUUCAAUUUCUCAAUCGUAAAAGCCGGCUUUUUAAAAUCCGGCAAUUAUUGAGGGAUUUUUCAAAAUCAAAAAGCCGGCUUUUUCAAAAAACCGGCAAUUUUAUGUGUGUAGACGGUAAAUCCGGGAUUUAUCAAGUACCCGGAUGUCAUUCGUCCAGAGCUUCCGUACAUUCAUAACAUUGGCAUUGCUUCCGGUUCUAAGAAAUUGCGGUAAAUCUCAAAUCCAUCUAUAGCCUAGCCUAUUUAAUUUCAACAUGCCUAACCUAAAAUGGGUUAACGAGGAGUGCUUAUUGCUAAUUGAGAUUUGGGGGCGGGGGAACAUUCAAGCUUUGUUUGAUGGAACUGUCAAAGACAAUAAAAUUUACAGGGUUAUAUGCGCUGAAUUAGCCGAAGCUGGCUUCUCUCGGUCCACCGAACAGGUCAAAAGCAAGUUAAAACGGCUCAAGAAGGAAUACGUCGGUUUUCAUCGUCUUUUUCCGUUCAGUCAGUGUAGACGCUACUCUUGAAAAAGCCGGGUUUUGAAAAAACCGGGUUUUUAAAAAGCCGGCUUUUUCAAGCCUAGUGUAGACGAAGCUUAUAUGAAUAUACAGGUUACAAUAAUUAAUUUGAUCGAGUAUUAAACCUGCUCAAUGAAAUGGCAGUAGUUAUAUUUCACAUUGUUUUAUACCAAGUUCAAUAUAGAUUUUAUAAGCUAAAGGUUUGUUAAUCUACUGUUUAUUCUUGUGUUCGUCAUUUGGUAAUUCUAUGCAAUAAUGUCCUUUAACCCUUUGUACUCUUGUUGUUCUUCAAUAGUGACAAAAAUUUAAUUUAGCUCCGACCAAAUUAGGUUUCGAUCUCUCGUCAAAAGACGAAACGCCACUGCCUUGGCAAUCUAUUUGGGUGGGUCAAAACGAUCAAUAAAAUAUGAACAGAUUUGUGUAGUUGUCAUAUAAUUAAAGGAGCUAAUUCGCUAAUAUUUGGGACGUAGAAGUCGAUACAAAUGGGUCGCAACGCAUAUAAUUAUGUAAUAUAAAUGUAUAUAAACUAAUUUCCAUUCAA
This is a messenger RNA of Patella vulgata (common limpet), 2904 nucleotides long. RefSeq lists its product as uncharacterized. Gene Ontology annotation, biological process: signal transduction. Lineage: Eukaryota; Metazoa; Mollusca; Gastropoda; Patellidae. The record is from RefSeq and is a predicted model, not a curated record. Bases 286 to 1314 code for a protein of 342 amino acids. The transcript is spliced from 3 exons.